AUGGCCGACAGCACCAGCUGGUUGCGUAGAUUCCAGCAAUCUCGCGCGCAACCUGCCAAGCAACAAUUGCAGCCCGUCAUCACUUCUACAUCGGAGGAUAGCUCUGUCACAAGUGUAACGACUAUCGACGGUAACGAGAACGCCUUGCCUUUAUCUCAUCCCGCGUCAACCAGCAAACACCAUAACAAUGACGGUGGCAUCCACGUAGUCAGCAACGCGGGGAGCGGGAGCGGGAGCGGGGGAACAGCGUUCGGAGGCAACACCAGCGGGUCUGGACCACUGCCGCCCAAAACUCCCACAGCGGGUGUUUUCUCCUCGGGAGCUUCAACGGCAAGCUUACGUCGACCAUCACUGCCUCAUCAGAAAUCGCCAAGCGAUAGCAAUGUUAUUGGCACCAGUAGCCGAUUGUUGAGGUCGAGGCCGUCAGCUACUUUCCAACGGGUCUCAAGUUUGCUUAAUCUCGGAGCAAGUGGGAAUGGAGCAGAUUCGCCCUCGGCCACCGCCCCAUCGUCACCCUCGUUCUCUCCCGGGCGACCUCGUGAGGGAAGCGGUGGCAGCACCAGCCGCUUUACCUUCUUCCGGCCGCUGACGCCGAGUGCUGCGGCAGCACCGGCACCAUCGUUGAGUGCGUUGCCGCUUAGAAAUUGGAGCGCAACAAAUGGGGAUGAUGAGGAUGACUGGCUGGGAGGACUGAGGCGGAAUGCCGCUAGGGGAAGCCCCUGGCACAACCCCAAUCUGAUGCAGAUGGCGGAGACGUUGCAAGCGGUUAUGAUGACGAAGGGGGAUUCGAUGGCUCCUCUUCCUGUCCAAUAUAACUCGCUCGUUCACAACGUACUCGAGGGCUUCGCACACCUUACAAAGCGAUUGCAAGCCUUAGAACAAGAGCUAGCUGAGCUCAAGAACCUUCGAGAGAAAGAACUGGAGCAGUUCCGAGGAAUCAGCGAAGAGUGGAUUCAGCGAGAGAACGGCUACAAGGCCGAGAUCAAGCGGCUCGAAGUCGUGCUCGCUAAGGAGAGCAAAGAUGGCCUAGCAAGUGUUACGCUGGCGAGACAGGAUACGCUCAUUGAUCGGUCAGGGAGCAAAAGAUUCCAAGCGAAGUUGAAGAGGAUGAGUACUACCGCUAAUCGGGAUCGAGCAGGAGAGAGCGAUGAUGAUGGGGACAAGGUGGUGGACGAGCGCUUUGGGGGUGAGAAGACCAGAGACAGAACUCAGUCUGGGAUCAGAGAGAGCUCUCUGCGUAUCCUUCCGGUGGACAAUGAUGCUCGCAUCAGUCAAAUGGUGAAGAAACGAGCGAUGGAGGACAAGCGGUGGCGUAGGUCACAAUUGCAACCAUCUAUGGAUACUCCUCCUACCUGUGUAGAAGAGACUCUCGUUGACUCAUCAUCGCCAACAUCUCCCUCGCCCACAAAGCCGCACAGUGGCCCUCGAUCGAGUCAAAAUCAGCAUGUGGUUUCCGUAAACGGCCAAUUAUACAGUCCCUCUACAUCCAGUAGCUCCACUGCGAGUACGGCCUCACGGGAGGCAAGCCGUAGCUUGUCUCAAAGGCGCAAUAUCAACAAUCUCGUAAUCGAAACGGGGGACGUAUCCACAGCCGUAAAUCCACGACAGCGGCGCAUCUUUUCGUAUAUCGAGGGCGAGGCUGAGGUGCUGGGAACGGCCAGUGCUGCUUCAGAGCAACCACCAGCCGGUACGAAUGGUAUCGACUUGCCCGACCGUAACUCAACGUCAACAGUGCACCCAACGGCGGAAGGAUCCAUGGCCAACCUAUCAUCAACACGCCCCACCGAAGAAGAUUCGACCACAACCUUCACUAGUACUUCUUUGGGAUCAAGUAACCUCACAGGCCUCACUCCAUCUAACUCCACCGGCUCGGUGAUUUGGCUAGGAAAGCGCAACAGCAGAACGGCAGCGACAGCGACAGCGGCCGCCACCUCCUCUGCAGUUCAAGUGGACCAACCCAGCCACUACGAGACAAGCGUCGGCGGCGAAGACAUUGGCAGCGGAAAUUACGAGCUCGGAGAAAUGACCAGCACUACCUACCACCAAUACAAUUCGACAAUGACGACGACCACAAGCCCGAGACUGGGACCUGGAUUCGGAUCAGGACCGGCGAUACCUCCCCGAACUACCUCCCACCAGCAGCAGCAUAUGGUUGGGAAUGUAAGUCCUAUCAAGGACAAGUUUGAGCAGCUGUUGCAGCAGCAGCAGCAGCAGCAGCAGAAACAGUCACAGCCUGGCAGUGGGAAGAGUCCCGCCCGUGUGGUAGAGAAGAGAGACAAAGACACAACAAAGUCUCGGAUGAACAAGAAUCACGUCUCAGCAACGGUACCAAAGUUCACCGAAUGGACACAUGGGGAUCUGCGCUGA
Neurospora tetrasperma FGSC 2508 is the source of this 2367-nucleotide messenger RNA. RefSeq lists its product as uncharacterized. The record is from RefSeq and is a predicted model, not a curated record. The coding region runs from base 1 to 2367 and encodes 788 amino acids. The transcript is spliced from 4 exons. NCBI's taxonomy places the organism in Eukaryota, Fungi, Ascomycota, Sordariomycetes, Sordariales, Sordariaceae.